UCACCAAAGCGAUAUAAUUUUUUCCUUGUAGACAGCGGCAAUAGCCAGAGUAUAGGAGAUGAAACAUCCAACAGCAACACUGGUGGAUCUAAUAUUGUUACCAUGGACUCUAAUGCUAAGCGGGAGCGCGAUGGUACUACGACAUCCACAUCAGCGAUGCAUCAGAAUUCAAAUAGUACCGUUAAAUUGUGUCCUCACACUAUAAAUGCUUCAUCUCCUAAUAAUGCUAGUGAUCAAUCGAAUAGCAGCAAUAUUUCAAUUAAUUUGUCACAAACGAUUGAGAGUGGAACAACAGACAUCCUCCAAGACUUGAACAUUUCCGAAAAAAGUGGAAAUAAAAAGAAAACAAAUCUGAACAGCCUGGCAACUGUAAAAGAAGAGGAAACCGGUGUAAAGUCUACUGUAGACAACAAUGGGAGUCUCUCGGGACCUUCCGCAAAGAAUUUGAUAUGCAAAGCCACGUCAUUAAAUUCAAUGCCUUCUAUAAAAGAAGAAACUAGUGUUAUGGUUAAUUUAAUUAAUGUAAAGAAAGAGGAUGGAAAUAUUUCCCCUGAAAUGUCUCCGGCUGGCUUUUCUUCAAUUAACAACUUAUCGGGCAAUAGUUCGAUAGAUGUUACCUCUGGCACUCCAGAUGAUGCAACCAAAACUAAGAUGAUUACAAAUUGUAACAUAAGCAACUCUAAUAAUAACAACGAGAAAGUAGGUUCCGGUAUAAGUUCUAUUAACAGCAAUGUUCCCAGCAGUUGUACUGAAGAUUCACUUACAGCAUCAGGCUCUUCUUCCGUUAUCGGCCAUUCAUCUAAUGAUUCGGGCGUUGGUAGCACACAUAACUCAGCGGUGAACUUAAUAAAUAAUGUCAAUGACGUUGGUGGAUCAAUUGCAAAUUGCAUGGAAUAUAUGCAACAACAAAAUCAUAUAUUUGUAUUUUCAACUCAACUUGCAAAUAAAGGUGCUGAAUCGGUUCUGAGUGGGCAAGUUCCAACGAUAAUUGCUUACCACUGCACGCAACCAGCAACAAUAAACUUUCUCGAAGAUUUCUUUAUAAAAAAUCCUAUGAAAAUAUCUAAACUGCAUCGACAAAACACUCUUAAUUUAUAUAACAUAUCAGUAGGUGCUGGUGGUCAACAAUGGAUUGGAAGCUGUAAUACAUUGCCAAAGAUAUCACAGAAGCCUAUUGGUAGUAAAUUGAAUUUCAAAGGAAUGCCUGGUGCUUUGGAAAGUAAAAUACCCCACAAACAAUCUAAUAUUCCUAAUUUUCCCGAAGUAUCGGGCGGCAACGAAAAUGACUUAAUGUGCUGGGAGCAAACUCGAAACAAUUUGGAAGGAGCAUCAAACGAAAGUCACCCUGGCUUAAAAACUAAUGGUGCUGAUGCGGGUGUCGGAGGAGGGUUACAUAUUUCUAACAAAUCUCAUGUAGCACUCGAUACAAGCGAUAGUUGUACGCCCUCAUUACAGGGUAUAAAAGUGCCCGAUGAAAACUUAACACCACAACAACGUCAGCAUCGGGAAGAACAAUUAGCAAAGUUAAAGCAAAUCGAUCAGUUUUUGUCUAAUCCUUUGCAAGGCAUAAAUCAGCUGGGUAAAUUGAAUACAAAUGGUGUACCAAGUAAUCUGGCGAGUCUAAUGCUUAAUUUACCUAAUUCUGGUUCUUCCAGUAUGGGAUCACAAAUGAACAAUCCGCUAAAUCCUAGUAUGAGAAACCAUACCAAUGUUAUGAAUUCCAAUAACCAAAAUAUAUGCAAUCCUGAAAUGCCAACAACAAUGUGCGAUGGAAAUAUUGUUUCUCAGGAUAUGUUGAUUGGACGUGAGAUGAAUAAUUUGACGUGUAAUCCCAAUAAGUCAAUGCAAAUAAACAACCAAUCGAAUAUGCCAUGUGUAUCGAAUGGUGUUGUGGGCAAUGUUGCUCCAAUUGUGAGUGUUGGAAAUAUUACAAAUAGCUCAUUGUCGUGUCAUAGUGGUGUAAAUAAUAAUGGAGGAAAUGGUAAUAUUAAUGGGCAUGGUGGACUUAUGCCAAAUUCUCCAGAAAUUGUGGGGAAUUUUGUUGGGGAUGGAAAUGUAAAUAAUAAUGGUGUUAAAGUAAUAAGCUCCGGUGGAACUCUCUCACAAGAAAUCGGCCAAUUAGGAAUGGCCCAAAUGGGAUGGUCUAAAUUGCAACAUCAGUUUUUUGAAGAACGUGUAAAAGGUAACAAAGGCCAAGGACCAAAUGAUGUUUCAUGUUUGCCAGCAGCACUUUGCCGUUCAAGUUCAGCGAUCAUGGGAAAUGCAAAUAUGAGACCUAAUAUGACCGGGUCAUGUGCAUCGGCUUCAACGACCAAUAGUCACUCCAUUCGUUCAGCACAAGGCCCACCGCCUCCAUAUCACCCCACACAGCGUUCAGCAUCGGUUCCUAUUGCAACGGAGUCUCCUAGUCCAGCUAGUCCUAAUAACCCAACUUCAAAUUUGUCAUUACCAUCACCCCGUACAUCAGGUGCAUUGGGAAUUCCAGCAAACUCACCAAUUAAUGACGUCCAUGUGUCUGCAAUGUCAACCCAAGCGGUAACAACAACAUCGACUGUCAGUACAGCAAUUUCAAAUGGGAACUGCCACAGUAAAAAUAACUUUCAAUCUGAGGGAUCACCUUCAAGCACUGGAACCAGCAAUAGUAUUACAAUGGCUAAUAAUAAUAAUAAUCGGAAUCGCAAUAAUCAAAUGAAUCAAUUUAAUAGCAAUCCAAGUACACCUCUGUCACAUUUAUCACCCAAAGACCUUGAGUCAUUCCAUACUACCGCAACAUCAGGGGACUUGAAAAAUGCGCGCCCCAGCCCCCAAAGAUCUAGAACGCCUUUGAUGGGACAUAACAACGGCAAUGUUGCAGAUGCUACUAAUAUAGAGGGCCGUUUUCCUUCAGUUAGCCCUGGACUUACUUUUCCUCAGCCUUUGAAUAACACGUCUAAUAGUGGAGUUAAUGCCUAUAAAGGACCGGUUCCUAUCGAACGCCAGAAUUCUGUCCCGGCAUCCUCACAGUUCUGCCGCCGCGCUGACAAUCUCCCAUUGAAUCCUAAUAGCAAUCGCCCACCUCAAAAUAAACUAAAUCAUUCUUUUGAUCCAAUAUCCUCAUUAGCGCAAAUGUCUCAGCAGCUGACUAGUUGCGUAUCACUCAAUACUGGAGCCGUUGGGAAUACCGGAGGGGUUGGAAGCAUGGCUGCCAUAGGAGUGAAUGAUGUAAACGUUACGAGCAAUGUGAAUCAAAAUAUAGAUAAUAUGAUGGCUUCAAUGGAUACAGGAUUAGACCACUGUAAUACUGGCUCGUCUGGAAUGGCGAUGCCGCCCCAUAUGAGCGGAACUGGACCUUUUAUGUCUAACAACUGUCAUAUUAACUCCAUGUUGGGACCUAUGGGUCAGCGAUUACUCAAUCCAAAAUUAUGUGCUGGAUUUAGUCCUACCACCGGAAGUAUGGGUCGGGACGGACCCGGAGGAUUGCAUGGAGUAAUGUCAUCGCAUCGUAUGAUGGGUCGUAUGGCUAUGAAUUUUAGCAAUUUUAGUGUGCCCCCCAAUGUACAAGUCAAGGCUAGUACACCAAAUACGAUACAAUAUAUGCCAGUACGUUCACAAAGCAAUAAUAAUAGUAAUAUCCGUGUACCACCGAGUCUUGAAUUUUUGCGUUACACAAAUUCCCAAGUGACCGGAGCGGCAAAUAUAUUUGACAAUAGUCACAUGGGUCAAAUCAAUACCGGACCAGCAUCUGAUCUAGGAAAACUUAAUAAUUGCAACGGACCAGCAGGGGCAGGAAACUCUGGUAUGAGCUUCUUUAGUAAUUGCAAUCAUAUGGGCUCAAUGGUGGCCGAUCAGGAAGAUAUGGCAGGAGGAAAUCUUACUCCCAGUCAUGAAAUUACCUUAGGUUCUCAUCCUUCAAUGGUACGAGGCAUGCGACCAAUCAGACAACAGCAGCAUUUGGGAAAUCAAAUGUUACCUGGUCCCCGCAUGCAAAAUCCCGGUGUAAUACCUGGAAAUUUCCCAAACGGACCUCAGGACCCGAUGGAAUGUGAAGACAAUUCUAUAUAUAUCGGAAAUAGCCAUGGAAAUGGCCAUGGACCGGCACAGGGAGUAGCAGGACAGAACCAAAUGUAUUCGGGAGGCAACGGACAACAAAAACCCGUAAAGUCAAUAAGUUCAAAUAACCUUUGUCUGAAUAUGAAUACUCCAAACGCAACCAAUAACGGACCAAUGACUGCCAACUCCAAUUUACUUCCGAGUGAACACAAUCCAUCAAUGCUGUCUCCAGCUAAUGGACCUCUUAUUAUGGGUAAUAAUAUCAAUAUGCUUUCAAAUACAAUACACGUGGGCAGUAGUAUAUCUCCUGCUGGAUGUGGAAGUAAUACCGGGAAUGGUCCUGGUGAUGUGGGUAAUGUUGCUUAUAAACCAUUUGUCGGUCCUGUCUCAAAUGAUAUUAAGUAUGCGCAGCAGUACCAUAGUUUUCAGCAACAAUUGUAUGCUACUUCAACGAGAAGCCAGCAAAACACAGGCAAUACUAAUAUCGGAAGCAAUGUGUCCACGAAUCCGACAUUUUUUGUAAAUAAGUAAAUCCUAUUACUAUUCUUUUAAAAUCCUUCCUUCUCCGUUUGAAUAAAAGAUAUUUCGAUGUGUUUUUAACUAUGAAUCCUUUUUAAACGAUUGCCUCUGUAGAAAGCAACUGAUAGUGUAAAGGGCGUGAGUGUUUUUGGUUUCGUUUUAGUAUAUUUACAUAAUAAAAUACGAUUUGAAAGUGCCGUUACUGAACAUGAACUAAUUUUAAUCUAAAGUUUUAUCAAUUUCUUUUAUCAAAGCAGAAGAGGAAUUAAGAUUAAAAUUUUAUAAAACGCAAAUUAAGGACUUGAGUUCCGAAACGUCAGUUGUAAAGCAACCAUACAUUGUUACCCAUUCCUAAAUGCAACUGUGCAAACUUGCAACGAUGUAACAUGUUCCAAAAUGUAUCGGCAAAGUAAUUUAUGUGCAAUCAAAACCAACAGCGCAUCACUAAGGUUUUUGAUGGUGUGUUAUUAUGAAUUCUGUACAAAAUUGGCCGACGUCGGAGGCCAUUUCAACGAAAAGCAUCUGAUUUGCACGAAAAACGUUCCAAAUGUCAGGGUUUGCUAGGUAUUGUGGCAAGACAAAUUUAUGUAAUGCAGGAAUGUAUUAUAAUGAUGCGGUUGCGAAACACCAUCAUUACAAAGUAUUUUGACGUUUUGGAACUCACCCAUACACGCAAAAAUAUAUAAAUUGAAUACGAUAUUAAAAAUUCAUUCUUCAGACUUUGACGGUGUUUACAGUUAAUUCUUUUGACUAUAUAAACUUAUGUAUAUAUAAGGAUAAUAUUAAAAGCAGUAUAUUUUCUGUUAAUUUAAUAACUUCUGUCUAGAUGCUAGUUAAACAUUAAAUUUUAGAAUGUAUUUAUUAUAGUUAUAUGCAUAACGCGACAUAUUAUGUAAAUCUUUAAAUAAAGUUUAAAAUGCAAAAAAAA
Molecule: messenger RNA, 5476 nt
Organism: Ceratitis capitata (Mediterranean fruit fly)
Lineage: Eukaryota; Metazoa; Arthropoda; Insecta; Diptera; Tephritidae
Gene: lgs
Product: protein BCL9 homolog
Exons: 6
Source: RefSeq, a predicted model, not a curated record